GUUAUCAAAAAACCCAUUUUAGGGCUCUUGGGAUCACGAUCACGAAAUGCUGCUCCUCCAUCCUUCGCAUUGCGGAUCCCUGCUACCGGUAAGCAAUUCUUCUCUCAAAUCCUUGCGGCAGCAUCGAUUCCUAGGCUCGCAUGCGCGCGUGGUGUUUGCCACUGCCCGGGCAUCGUAUGCUGCAAAUUCUCCCCCUCCAGCUGCGGAGGAUCCCUCCAAAGCUGAGAAGCUUGCUCAGGUCUCUAAACGCUUGGAAGUGACUGGAAGAUACUUUAAGAGGCUGGGUAAUCUGGGAUUUUGGUCCCAGCUUGCCUGCAUUGUAGUCUCGGCCGGGAUUACUGCCUUCUCGGUUUUGAUCACUGGCAACGCCACCUCUCCCACGACGUUCUACUUGACUGUUGCUGGGAUUGCUGCUGGAUUUGUCUCCGUGUUUUGGUCCUUUGGAUUCAUCCGGCUUGGCACCAAGCUGCAAAGUGUGGAUCCCGAGCAGGCACCUCCUCGCAUCGAAGUAGUCGAGAACAUCAAGAACGGUGUUGGCAUCAACCUGUUUGGAAUGGGAGCGACAAUUCUGGGAAUGCAGGCCACCGUCGGUGUUCUUGUCGCAAAAGCUCUAACGAGCUCGGCAGCACCGGUGCUUCAAAGACCAUCUCCGAGCUACAGUCCAGUGCUAGCGCUCGAUGUCUUUCUCGUGCAGGCUUCAGCAAAUGCGUUACUGUCGCACUUCUUGGGUUUGCUUUUCUCUCUAGAGCUUCUCCGAUCGGUCACUUUGUCGCAGAAUGCUCCUCCGCCAAAGCCUGCGUAAUAUGAUUGUGGUAGAAAAGUUGAUAGCCAGAUCUGGACUGGUUAAUGGUAUUUGCAUGUUUUUUCUUUCGUCGAAGACUAAGUGGUGAAUCUUACA
This is a messenger RNA of Selaginella moellendorffii, 898 nucleotides long. RefSeq names its product protein TIC 21, chloroplastic-like. Lineage: Eukaryota; Viridiplantae; Streptophyta; Lycopodiopsida; Selaginellales; Selaginellaceae. The coding region runs from base 47 to 802 and encodes 251 amino acids. The transcript is spliced from 4 exons. The record is from RefSeq and is a predicted model, not a curated record.